GAGCUGAAUGAUGAGGAUACGGACUCGGACUCGGACACGGACCGUGAGAUUGCUGAGGAGGAGGCACGUAUUUACGCAGUUUCUGGCGGUCCUGGUGGGGAGGUCGUCUACCACGCGCGUCGUUCAGCGGACAACACUGAUGCAGCACAUGCAAAGGUGGGUCUCUAG
Dibothriocephalus latus is the source of this 168-nucleotide messenger RNA. The record is from the annotation of a GenBank genome assembly. Lineage: Eukaryota; Metazoa; Platyhelminthes; Cestoda; Diphyllobothriidea; Diphyllobothriidae.